CUAAUCAACAUACAACCACACAUUUGCAUGAACAUUAUCAAAUAAACAGCAUCAUUUGGGCCGAUGGCCAGGAUUGUACAGCAAAAAGGAAAAUUGCGAGCAAGUUUAUUGUGAUGGGAUCAACAACAAAUACUUUGAGCAAAUUUAGUGCAGAAUGAGCAUGCUCGUUCCAAAAUCGACAAGAUUCAAUCAAUCCUUAUUCACUAUUAUUGCUUUUUGCUAUUUCGCCAUUCAACUCAUCGAAGCAAAAGGAGCCUAUUCCGAAUACAAGGAACAUUUGCAUAAAAUCACUUCGCAGGAUAACUUUAUCAUCAUUGACGGACAAGAGGCACAACUAUAUCGACUGUUCGGCUUCCUUCCGUCUUUGCAUACGUUUUGGGUUCAAAUUGCACUAUUUUGUGUAACACUGGCAGUAAUUUGCAUCUCUUCUUGGCUUUUCAUAAAAACAAGAUCAGCAAACAAAGGUCCAACUCUUACUGUGGAGGAGAUCAUCACAACUUACUUGCCCGAUCCAAUUGUACGACUUUUAUUCUACAUUCAAUUCGAAGGUGCAGCCUUUUGGUCAACUCUUUUGGAAGACAUCAUGAGUGUCAUUCAUGCUCCCUUGAGUAUCGGACUCAACCUGGCGUCUAGACUAUCUUAUAAAGCAAGAAGCACUUUUGACGAUUCUACUGACGAUUCCUACGCACUCAAUCCACUCAGAGGCUCGCGUGGAAGGAGAAGGAAACAGACUCCCAACUCUGCUAGCAGCAGUCGAUCUGCUUCACAUGCAAACGGCCAAGGCCAACAUUAUGCAGGUCUUUGGAAUACGGGUAAUAGCUGUUUCUUGAACAGCACCUUACAGAGUAUCACGAGCAUUGCAACUGUUCAAGAUGUUUUGAAAGAAGUUAUCGAACAGGCAGAGCAAUGGGACGUUCCAACUCCUGUGACUGAUGCAUUGUAUGAUUUGAUCUUGCAACUCAACACACCUUCCACCAGUCGACAUGCAGUGAUUCCACGACAAUUGACUGACGCAUUAUCCAAAUUACCACAAACAAAUGUCGGGUCAUUCUUUUAUGCUCAUCAACAACAAGACGCUCAUGAAUUGCUCGUCCUUCUGACAAGUGCUAUAGAUGACGAGAUGAAUGCGAUCCUUGCCGAACGGAAUGCAGCUCUCGAAUCACAUGCAUCAGGUCUCAAGGCUGCUCUUCUGCCAUCGAUACGACCAACAAGCACAAAUUUGACUCCAUUCAGCAACCCAUUCAGGGCUCUGGUAGCACAGCGUACUGCCUGUCUGGAUUGUGGGUAUGUUGAAGCAGUUCGCCACUAUCCAACAGACGAGCUCAGCCUAAAUGUUGCUGUUCGGCCAGGAUCAGCUACAACAAUUGAAGCAUGCUUGGCACACUGGAGCAAGCUAGAGGUAGUCGACUGGAUAUGCUUUCGGUGUAGUCUUUUACGAACAAUCAACAGGCUCAAGGAUGAAUCAAUGUAUCUUGAAAGCCAAGCAGCCAAUGCGUCAUCACCGAAAGAGUCAAAUACACCCAAUGGACAUGCAAUGUCUUUAUCGACAAAGAAGAAGAGCGGCGCAAAGAGAAGGAAGGCGAAAGAUAUGAAAGGCAAGGUAGAUAUCUUGACAGAGAUCUUAGCUCAAGGUUACUCGGAAGAUGAGGUGGAAGCAAAGCAAAUCUUGUCGUUGAACGACAUCAAACUUGAUCGAACGUUUAGCAGAGCUGCAACGAAACAAGUCAUGCUUGCCAGAACGCCGCGAGUGUUGGUAUUGCAUCUCAAUCGAAGUAGCUAUAGUGCAAGCUCAUUUGGAGCGAGCAAAAAUAAUGCUGCCGUUUUGUUUGAUGAUGAACUUGACCUGUCGGGUAUCGUUACAGGAGGUGAUUUGACAACGAGUGGUGACAGACCUAUAAGCAGAGGAGCAACUCCAUUAAUUGGCGAAAGUGCUGGCCCAGAUUUAUGGUCUGUUCAAGGCAAAAAAGGAAAGAGUAGCACUACUAAUGGUCAUCAUAUGGAAACCGAUAGUGACGGAUAUGUGACGAAUGGGCAUACAUACCAACAACCUAAAGCUUUUACUAAGACGAGAUACCGCUUAUCUGCAAUCGUUGUUCAUUAUGGAAAUCACUCAUCUGGCCAUUAUGUCUCUUUCCGAAGACGGAAAGCUUCCUAUCAGAAUGGUAAUACGAAGCAACUGGAUGGAUUAGACGACCUUCUACAUCCUGCUAGAGAUCGUGAUCGAUGGUAUCGGAUAUCGGAUGAUAGCGUAAAGCAAUGUACAUUGGAAGAUGUGAGAAGUCAAAAUCCGUUCUUGAUGUUCUACGAAAGGAUAGGAGAUGACGCUCAAAGAUUGUCAAAGCUACGAGCCAAUGGUCACACGAACGGAACUUCGCAUAAUGGACGUCAGCAACCGUCCGAUAGCAGUGGAUCUGAUGCAGAUCAUCAAUCGUCUCUGACCCGAUCGAACUCCCACAUCCCUCAAGGCUUUGAAGCUAUAGCGCAGAAGCAAGAAAGUGCUUUGCAUCCCGCUCCCUUCAAACCUCGAGUAUUUCAUCGUUGGGAAAGCUCUCCAUCCUUCACAGCAGAAAAAGUCAAAGUGGAACCUGACUGAAAAACUGUAUGUGUAUUUGUAUUUUUAUCAAUGAAUUUAAAAAAUAUUGCAUGUAUAAACAAUAGGUUUCUCUCAAUUAGGUGGU
Molecule: messenger RNA, 2678 nt
Organism: Meira miltonrushii
Lineage: Eukaryota; Fungi; Basidiomycota; Exobasidiomycetes; Exobasidiales; Brachybasidiaceae
Product: cysteine proteinase
Exons: 1
Coding region: 155-2593 (812 amino acids)
Biological process (GO): protein deubiquitination
Cellular component (GO): nucleus; cytosol
Molecular function (GO): cysteine-type deubiquitinase activity; cysteine-type endopeptidase activity
Source: RefSeq, a predicted model, not a curated record